GCAUGGCAGGGAGCCAUGAGAGUCUCUCAUCAGGAGCAUUCCCUCUCAUUCUUCAGGUGAAGGGACUGACUGAGGUGGAGGCAGGUAGAUAGCUGCCUCAGCAGGGUGACAAGUCACCUUAAGAGUUGAAACCUAAUCUUAUGCCAAAGAUCAUGCUUCCAGUGAAGUGGUUUUUUUUUUUUUUUUUUUAGAGCCAGGCUUGCUUUGGUGACCUUUUCCAAAUGCCAGCCUGACCUGAAAUCUUGUACUUCUGAUCUGUCCUUCAAGAUGGUGCUGUUGGUGUUAAGAAGUUGGAGGGCAUGCUACCCUGUGGAUGUAGAAGGGGCGCUGGCAGAAUGUGGGUGAGGGAGCCCUAAAGAUGGAGUGUAAGAAGCCCCCAGCUCACCUUCUGCUCUGGGUCCCUCGGCAGCUGCUCGGAGGAGUGUUGCUCAUCCCUCCGGCUAGCUCUGUGGCCACCUGGGGCAGGUGCUAUGUAAGCUUCUCUCUAGUUCCCUAGUGAGUACAAAUGUCAGUGCUGCCAGCUCAGUAGCUGUAAGUACAAGGGGGCCCUCAGGGUAGCCUGCAAGCAUGGAGGAGUUUGGUCCUGAUGGUGGCAUCACCCAUGGAUGGCAUAAAUGGUUUUCGUGCUCUCAACCUGGGCUCAGCCAGGAGACGUGGAAAGGUGGUUGUCAUGGUGCCACCUGCCCAGUCCAAGACAUGUCCUUUCUGAAAAUUUAGGAUCUAAGUCUGACUUAGUUGUCUUUGCACCCUGGGUGAGCCGUAGAAAGCCGCUCUGCGUGUCAGCUCUCCUUUUUUCUCUUUCACAAUUGUCCUGUUCCCUGGGCGGUCAUAGGGCAAGCUUCACAGGCCUUUGGUGAAGAAGAGAUGAAAUUAGGCAUGUGAAAAGAUACUGGAAGUUUAUGACAGAGAGGAAAUAUAAUAUAAGCUGAUGGCCGGCCAUCCAUGCGCUCAGCAAACACCGAGGAGCAGUGGACACCACAAAACACCCAAAUCCUUGGCUCUCCCAAGUUGGCAUGCCCGUUAGGAGCGCCGACGACAAAUAAGAAAAAGGAAAAUUAUAGAACGGCAGUUGCUGAUAAGAGCUGUGGAGAGAGAAAAAUUAUAAAGCUGGGGAGGGAGAUACGGAGCCCCAGGAAAGGGAGUUGCUAUUUUAAAAGGCUGAUAAGCAACUUGGGCUGUGGCCUAACGGGGCUCCUGUUCCAGCUGGGAACAGCAAGUACCAGGGUUCCAGCCUGGGCAGAGCUCGGCGUUCCGGGGAACAGCAGACCCACUGAUGUGACAGCAGCAUGUCAUGGUUUAGUGGCCUCCUGGUCCCUAAAGUAGAUGAACGGAAAACAGCUUGGGGGGAACGCAAUGGGCAGAAGCGCCCACGCCACGCGACUCGAGCCAGUGGCUUCUGUGCACCCCGCUACAUGAGCUGCCUCAAGAAUUCGGAGCCACCCAGCCCCACUCCUGCGCCUCACACUCGGUGCCCCUGGCAGGAUGAAGCCUUCAUCAGGAGGGCGGGCCCGGGCAGGGGUGUGGAGCUGGGGCUUCGGUCAGUGGCCUUGGGCUUUGACGACACUGAGGGGACCACACCGAUGGGGACAGCUGAAGUGGCACCCGAUACAUCGCCUCGGAGCGGCCGGUCCUGCUGGCACCGGCUAGUGCAGGUGUUCCAGUCCAAGCAGUUCCGCUCGGCCAAGCUGGAGCGUCUGUACCAGCGGUACUUCUUCCAGAUGAACCAGAGCAGCCUCACACUGCUCAUGGCGGUGCUUGUGCUGCUCAUGGCUGUACUGUUGACCUUCCACGCGGCGCCUGCCCGGCCUCAGCCUGCUUACGUGGCCCUGCUGACCUGUGCCUCCAUCCUUUUCGUGGUACUCAUGGUGGUGUGCAACCGACAUAGCUUCCGCCAAGACUCCAUGUGGGUGGUGAGCUAUGUGGUUCUGGGCAUCCUAGCAGCCGUGCAGGUCGGGGGUGCCCUGGCAGCCAAUCCACACAGCCCCUCGGCGGGCCUUUGGUGCCCCGUGUUCUUCGUCUACAUCACCUACACGCUUCUUCCCAUCCGCAUGCGAGCUGCAGUGCUCAGCGGCCUGGGCCUGUCCACCCUGCAUUUGAUUUUGGCCUGGCAGCUCAACAGCGGCGACCCCUUCCUUUGGAAGCAGCUCGGUGCUAAUGUGGUGCUCUUUCUCUGCACCAAUGCCAUCGGGGUCUGCACGCACUACCCCGCUGAAGUGUCUCAGCGCCAAGCCUUUCAGGAGACCCGAGGUUACAUCCAGGCACGCCUGCACCUGCAGCAUGAGAACCGUCAGCAGGAACGGCUGCUGCUAUCGGUAUUGCCCCAGCAUGUUGCCAUGGAGAUGAAAGAAGACAUCAACACAAAAAAAGAAGACAUGAUGUUCCAUAAGAUCUACAUCCAGAAGCAUGAUAAUGUCAGCAUCCUGUUUGCAGACAUUGAGGGCUUCACCAGCUUGGCCUCCCAGUGCACUGCGCAGGAACUGGUCAUGACCUUGAAUGAGCUCUUCGCCCGGUUUGACAAGCUGGCCGCGGAGAAUCACUGUCUGAGGAUCAAGAUCUUAGGGGACUGUUACUACUGUGUGUCUGGGCUGCCCGAGGCCCGGGCAGACCACGCCCACUGCUGUGUGGAGAUGGGUGUAGACAUGAUCGAGGCUAUCUCGCUGGUGCGUGAGGUGACAGGUGUGAACGUGAACAUGCGUGUGGGCAUCCACAGCGGACGUGUGCAUUGUGGUGUCCUCGGCCUGCGGAAAUGGCAGUUCGAUGUCUGGUCCAACGAUGUGACCCUGGCCAACCACAUGGAGGCUGGGGGCCGGGCCGGCCGCAUUCACAUCACUCGGGCUACACUGCAGUACCUGAAUGGGGACUACGAGGUGGAGCCAGGCCGUGGUGGUGAGCGCAAUGCGUACCUCAAGGAGCAGUGCAUUGAGACCUUCCUCAUACUGGGCGCCAGCCAGAAACGGAAAGAGGAGAAAGCCAUGCUGGCCAAACUGCAGCGGACCAGGGCCAACUCCACGGAAGGACUGAUGCCACGCUGGGUUCCUGACCGCGCCUUCUCCCGGACUAAGGACUCCAAGGCAUUCCGCCAGAUGGGCAUCGAUGACUCUAGCAAAGACAACCGGGGUGCUCAAGACGCUCUGAACCCUGAAGAUGAGGUGGAUGAGUUCCUGGGCCGAGCCAUCGAUGCCAGGAGCAUCGACCAACUGCGUAAGGACCAUGUGCGCCGGUUCCUGCUCACCUUCCAGAGAGAGGAUCUCGAGAAGAAGUAUUCACGGAAAGUAGAUCCUCGCUUCGGAGCCUACGUCGCCUGUGCCCUCCUGGUGUUUUGCUUCAUCUGUUUCAUCCAGCUCCUCGUGUUCCCACACUCCACCCUGAUACUCGGGAUUUAUGCCGCUAUCUUCCUGCUGUUGCUGGUCACUGUGCUGAUCUGUGCUGUGUGCUCCUGUGGUUCUUUCUUCCCCAAGGCCCUGCAGCGUCUGUCCCGCGGUAUCGUCCGCUCACGGGUACACAGCACAGUGGUUGGAAUCUUGUCGGUUCUGCUCGUGUUCAUCUCUGCCAUCGCCAGCAUGUUCACCUGUGAUCACACCCCAGUAAGGACCUGUGCGGCCCGGAUGCUGAACUUAACACCAGCGGAUGUCACCGCCUGCCACCUACAACAGCUCAAUUACUCUCUGGGACUGGAUGCUCCCCUGUGUGAGGGCACCGCACCCACCUGCAGCUUCCCUGAGUACUUCGUUGGGUGUGUGCUGCUGAGUCUCCUGGCCAGCUCUGUCUUCCUACACAUCAGCAGCAUCGGCAAGCUGGCUAUGACCUUUGUCUUGGCGUUCAUCUAUUUGGUGCUGCUUUUGCUGGGCCCCCCAGCAACCAUCUUUGACAACUAUGAUCUGCUGCUUGGUGUCCAUGGCUUGGCUUCCUCCAAUGAGACGUUUGAUGGGCUGGACUGCCCAGCUGUGGGGAGGGUAGCGCUCAAAUAUAUGGCCCCUGUGAUUCUGCUGGUGUUUGCCCUGGCACUGUAUCUACACGCACAGCAGGUGGAGUCGACUGCCCGCCUGGACUUCCUGUGGAAACUACAGGCAACAGGGGAGAAGGAGGAGAUGGAGGAGCUGCAGGCGUACAACCGGCGGUUGCUGCAUAACAUUCUUCCCAAGGACGUGGCUGCCCACUUCCUGGCGCGGGAACGCCGCAACGACGAGCUGUACUACCAGUCGUGUGAAUGUGUGGCCGUCAUGUUCGCCUCCAUUGCCAACUUCUCUGAGUUCUACGUGGAACUCGAGGCAAACAAUGAGGGCGUGGAGUGCCUGCGGCUGCUCAACGAGAUCAUUGCCGACUUCGAUGAGAUCAUCAGUGAGGAGAGGUUCCGGCAGCUGGAGAAGAUAAAGACAAUUGGUAGCACCUACAUGGCCGCCUCCGGACUAAACGCCAGCACCUAUGACCAGGUCGGCCGCUCGCACAUCACCGCGCUGGCUGACUAUGCCAUGCGGCUCAUGGAGCAGAUGAAGCACAUCAACGAACAUUCUUUCAACAAUUUCCAGAUGAAGAUCGGGUUGAACAUGGGUCCGGUUGUAGCAGGUGUCAUUGGGGCCCGGAAGCCACAGUAUGACAUCUGGGGAAAUACCGUGAAUGUUUCCAGUCGCAUGGACAGCACAGGAGUUCCUGACCGAAUACAGGUGACCACGGACCUGUACCAGGUUCUAGCUGCCAAGGGCUACGAACUGGAGUGUCGAGGGGUGGUCAAGGUGAAGGGAAAGGGGGAGAUGACCACCUACUUCCUCAAUGGGGGCCCCAGCAGUUAGCAGAGCGCAGCGGCUGAGAUUCAACCGAAGGGACCAAGGUGGGCAUUGGGCGGACUUUCUGCUCACUGGGUGGAGCUGUGGCAGGGGCACUGAGCCUUCAGAUCUUGCUGACAGCAAAGGGAACACCCCAGCGGGCUGUGCUUGGACCAUGUUCGUCUGCCUUCAGAGUGGCGAAGGAGGAAACCCUGAGAGGAUUGUCCAGGUGACUUUCUUAAUUCGAGUAGGGCUGGUCUUCGUUCGCAUCGUUUUUCCCCCCUUUGGAUGCAGAUGAGAGAGCAGCAGCAGAGGCCGAGAAGCCUCCUGUUUGAGAGUAAAAUGGCAACUCACUAUGCCUACUGUUUCCCUGUCUGGGCAACAGGCUCAGGGCUGGGUCCUUUCUUUCCCUAUUUUUCUGGGACUACUUUUGUACAAAGACUGUGGCAAGCGUGAAGAACACUUGCCCCCGCUUGCCUUUGUCCACAGCACUGGUCUCGGGCACUCCCAGAACCAGCCACGUCUCCUUCCUAGGCACAAGGCGGAGGAAGGAGGUUCUGCAGGGUCUAGCUCCGACGACCACAUUUCAGGGGAAUGUCUCCAUUUGCCAAAUCCUAGUCCUGUGAUCUGUCCCCAAAGGGGAACAAAGGGACCUCUGACAGUGAAGAUUUAGCCCCAGUUCCUGCAUGCUCCAGGGAACGGGGCAUCUGGCCUCACGGGUACUGUGAAAAUGACCAGCCAAAGAGCAAGCCUGUGUGUGAGGUCAUCAGCAGAAUGGGAACUGGACAGUCACCUGCAGAUGCCGGAAGAAUGCAGGCAGCCAUGGAAGAGGAGGAGGAGGGGGAGGAGGGGGAGGAGGCGGAGGCCACACUGACCUGAGGCCUCAGUGUGUCCACAUGCUCACUCGCUGUCUGCUGGCAGGGGGCCUUGGAGCAUCUCUAUCCCUUGGAUUGCCAAAUAGCAAAAAGGGUCAGGGUUCUAAGAAGGAUGACCCUGACCCCAAACCUGGCCUCCUAAGUCUGGCACUAGGGAGGCCCUGUGUUUGUGUAACUGUGCGUGCGUGCGUGCGUGCGUGCGUGCGUGCGUGCGUGGGUGUGUGUGAGGUCUCCAUGUGUCCUUAUGCUCCAGCUCCUCAGUUCUCCCCUGGGGACUGCCUCUCUGCUGUGGGCCUCUGUCUUCUUGUGUUAAGGCAGGGCUUCCUGUGCCAAGGGAUGGAGAGUAACGGCCAGGUUGCACAGGAGUGGGGGUGGGGAGAGGAGUCCUUUCUGUGCCAAAUCCCUAAGUGCCAUUUGGGGGCCACACGUGCAGUAUGACUGUCCCCCACCCAGGGCAGGGACCCAAGCACCAACUGUUGGAGGUUUGUGGGUGGAGGCUCGGGCAUUUCCUGGGUUCCUCGGCUUGUGUCUCGGGGGGCAUGGUAUGCUUUCUGACUGGGGUAGUGUGGGAUCCCUCUCGGAGGACCCAGAUUUUGGUACUAGGGGAUGGAGCCUAGGAACUUGGAACUUGGCUGUCCCAAGCCUUCAGCCUGAAUCUAGCAUGGCUAGACUCUAGUCCUGGCUCCCCGUCCUCACGAAGCCUGCAAAGGUUGUGUUCUCCUCGCCUGCUCUUGUCCGCCUCUUAUCCUUGCAGCCUCCCUGACUCUGGUCUGAAUUAGCUGGUGCCUUGGUUUCUCUGUCUGCACCUAUGUAAGCCAGAGGCAUUACAUUAUGCCUCCAUUUUGAUUGAUGAUCACUUUGUCUUAGAUGUGGACAGGAAGGACAGAGGAGAGUUUCAGGAGGUGUGGAAGGGGCAGGCCAUACUUUUGCCCUUCCUCAAGCUUCUGCCACCAGUCCCUGCAGAGGCCUGGUUUCUGGCUUGGUCCUGCUUUUCUGGGACUCUCCAUGUACCAGCCGAUGGACCACUGGGCACUAGAAGCCAAGGCCGAGGAGAGGAAGAUUAGCUGGUCCGGGCAGAAAAUUGCCUCCGACUCCCGAGCCAUAUCCUAUCCCUGGAUAGGAAGGGAUUACUCGAUGCCAUUGGGGUGGUGUGAGGUGUAUAAGCCAAAGCAGGGAGACCUCGGCUUUGGGUCUGCUUCUUGCCAGGUGGGAGGGGCUUGUCCACACCCUGGCUCCUCGAUCCGCAGUGCCAGCCAGCCAGUCAUCUCCUUCUCUGAAUUACCGUAGCCCUGCUCCUCACCGCUUGGUACGGGAGGCCAUGGGCUCUGGUUUUAUAAUGUAACCACUGUGGGAGUGGGGGAGGGUGACAUACCAUGUAUUUCAGUGAAAUAUUUAAUAUAUUUAAAUAUCAAUAAAAUCAAACUCUUUGUAUAAAAGGAAA
Molecule: messenger RNA, 7076 nt
Organism: Mastomys coucha (southern multimammate mouse)
Lineage: Eukaryota; Metazoa; Chordata; Mammalia; Rodentia; Muridae
Gene: Adcy6
Product: adenylate cyclase 6
Exons: 22
Coding region: 1287-4787 (1166 amino acids)
Biological process (GO): cAMP biosynthetic process; adenylate cyclase-inhibiting G protein-coupled receptor signaling pathway; adenylate cyclase-activating G protein-coupled receptor signaling pathway
Cellular component (GO): plasma membrane
Molecular function (GO): adenylate cyclase activity
Source: RefSeq, a predicted model, not a curated record